Molecule: messenger RNA, 877 nt
Organism: Pseudonaja textilis
Lineage: Eukaryota; Metazoa; Chordata; Lepidosauria; Squamata; Elapidae
Source: RefSeq, a predicted model, not a curated record
CGUGGGAGUUUUGCGCUCGUUUGCUCCGAGUUCGCGUCUCUUUUCUUCUCUCCGGGGUUUUGUAUCUUAAAUUGCAGCGUUGUGUGUCUAUAGGCUUACGAACGUCUUGUAUUUACAACAUAUUUGGUGUCGUGCUGGAUCCUGCAAAGUCACCAGAGCGCAAGAUGUUAAGAUACGGCCACAAAAACCCCUGUUGCCCGGGCUCAAAGAAGCUGGUUAAAGCGAACCCCUUGAAACAGUCGGGUGAGCUUUUAAAAAAGGAAAUCUUCGUUGGAAAUCUCCCCCUGGAUAUCAAAGAGGAAGAGAUUGCCUUCUUAUUCAAGGAUUUUGGAAUCAAAUCUUUGAAGAAGCACAGUAAUUCUUUCAGAUGUUUUGCAUUUCUGGACUUGAUGUCCCCAGAAUCCGCAAAAUUAGCAAUCCAGCUUUUGAAUGGACACUUCUUAAAAGGGAGACGGAUUUCCGUCGCAUUUUCGGAAAACAGGAAAACCCACGAGGUUGCGAAAACCAUCCCUCCGAUGCCGGAUUUGGAAUUGGUCCCACCCAGUGAAUAUGGAUUUACCAAUGGUGCCACCCAUAACUCCCCUGUAAAUCAGAGGGCCUGCUAUGCUGUCCCCAUGGAAAUGAGAAGUUCAUUCCUGUUCCACGUGUUGAACGGCUGCUUUGGAGAUGCCAAGUGGCUCGGUUCCGUGGCCGGCGUGGCCGCAGGGGAGGCGGGGCUUUUGGUGACGGACACGUUCCCGCUGAUGCCGUACUUCUGGGGCAUGGUCCUCAACGAGGUUUGCAGGAUCGACGCCCGAAAUUCCCAAGCGGAGGGCUUCCCUUCUGUAGACCCCUCGCCACGGAGACAGCGGGCACCGUUUCUUUGAACCCUCACGAG